Loxodonta africana (African savanna elephant) is the source of this 4152-nucleotide messenger RNA. RefSeq names its product TBC/LysM-associated domain containing 2 (gene TLDC2). Bases 173 to 880 code for a protein of 235 amino acids. The transcript has 5 exons. The record is from RefSeq and is a predicted model, not a curated record. Gene Ontology annotation, cellular component: nucleus. NCBI's taxonomy places the organism in Eukaryota, Metazoa, Chordata, Mammalia, Proboscidea, Elephantidae. Gene Ontology annotation, biological process: response to oxidative stress.
UGUGUGUGUGUGUGUGUUUGGAGAGGGGUACCUCUGAACCUAGGCUGCCAGGGACAAGGGAGGGAGCAGGCUGGAGGCAGCAGCACAGUCUUGUCUGACUACGGAAAACUUCCAGCCUACCCUGGGCUGGGCUGAGGGUUGCAGGGGCCUGGGCCAGGAGUGGUGGGGUGGCAUGAAGCUCUUGGGGUCAGGAGAUGUGGAAGCUGGUGCCUCCUUGUCCCUCCACUUACCAGGCUUCUUUGUGUCUUCACAGCUCAGCCAUGCGGAGGAUGCCCUGUCUGGGGAGGAGGGUGAAGAAAAGGAGGAGGCAGAGGAGGAGGGGGUAGCCCCAGCCCCGGCCAUAGCCCGAGCUCCUGAAGAUCCCACUGAAACCCAGCUUGCAGAAGCCAGCCAGGUGCUGGGUGCCUCGGAGAUUAGGCAGCUCAGCCUCCACCUCCCCCCGAGAGUCACUGGAUACUCCUGGAGUCUGGCCUUCUGCACGGCGAGGGACGGUUUCAGCCUGCGGAGCCUGUACCGGCAAAUGGAAGGCCAUAGUGGGCCGGUGCUGCUGGUGCUGAGGGACCAGGAUGGGCAGAUGUUUGGGGCCUUCUCCUCUUCUGCAAUCCGACAGAGCAAAGGCUUCUAUGGCACUGGCGAGACAUUCCUCUUCUCCUUUUCCCCACAGCUAAAGGUGUUUAAGUGGACAGGAAGCAACUCUUUCUUUGUGAAAGGAGACUUGGAUUCACUGAUGAUGGGCAGUGGCAGUGGCCAGUUUGGGCUGUGGUUGGACGGAGACUUGUACCAUGGAGGAAGCCACCCCUGUGCGACCUUCAACAAUGAGGUGCUGGCCCGGCAGGAGCAGUUCUGCAUCAAGGAGCUGGAGGCCUGGAUACUGAGCUGAUGUCCUGGGGGUGGGCAGCUUCCUCUAGGCCUCCCUCACACAGUCAGCCGGGGGUAGCAUAUUCUGUCUGAAACACAGAUGGUAAACCCUCCUAGUACUGCCUGCAGCUGUUUGCCAGCUUUGCUGUGGUCUGGGGACCUAAGGCUGGAAUGGAAGCAGACAUUGCUAUCGGGAGAGGUGACCUGGAAGGAGUAAAAGGUACUCACACCUCACCCAAGAGGAACAAAGCCCCUCAUGAAAUCAUCUUUUUAGAAAUUAUACAAUUAAUGCAUGCUUAUUGCAGAAAACUCAGAAGACAUAAAAAAUAAAAUAAAAUAAAAAAAUAAAAUCACCUAAAAUUUAAUCACUUGCCCCAAAACAGUAAAAAAUUCAAGUAUAUCCUUCCAGACAAUGUCUUAUGGAUAUAUAUAUUCUGUUACAAAAAAUGAGAGUGUACUCUAUGCAUGUUUGGGAAGUUACUUUAGCUUAAAGAGUACUGUCCAACCACAGAAACCUCAACCAAACUAAUAAACUAAUAAAGGCCCUAUUAAACCAAACUAAUAAAGACUCUAUUAGCAUCAUUCCCUCUCUUGCCCUGUUGUGUCUUCUAGGACACUGAGGGUGUUCUGUCCACCACUGGUGCACCAGGUGCUUGUGAAUCCACUGUGUCCUUUAGUUUCAAGAGGAAGAUGUGAAAGCAGCAAACGAGCGAUGUGCAUACCUGGAUAAAGAAUUUGAAACCUCUGUAGAUGAGAACCUCACGGAGGUUAAAAGGAAGGAAGGAAUAUGUUUCCUGGUACAACUGGAGCACAGAAAACUAAGAAAAAUCCCUAUCCCUCCCAUGCAAGUGUCUGCCUCCCGCCAGAAGAAAAGGAUUCAUUAUCAUGCCACCAGCUGGAAGCUACUGAACGAGGUACACUGAACACCAUGAACCCAGUUAAACAACAUUCCCUCUCACAGACAUAACAUAGUGUUGAGGUGCUAUGAAACAUUCAUUUCCUUUGCACAAAAGGGUCAAAACUGGGCACAAAACCAGUGUGAGGGGUCAUUAAGGAGAACACCUUUGGUUUCAAGAUGUAGAUACAUUCACAAAGCUUUAUUGCAGCUGUUGCCCUCACCCAAUUGAAGUAACCAGUCAUUUGAACUUGCAGUUCUAUUUCCAUUCUCAAGGUGACAAUAUUCAGCAACUCCAGAGGCUAAGCUGUUAAAGUUUCCCUUUUUAUACACUCAGUGAAGAUGUUUCUUAAGAAAAAUUUAACCUUGUAAAUGGUACACAGUUAUCAUAAUUACAACAGUUGCAAAGAGAGCAUAAAGUGCGGCGGCCUUAUAUGUAACAAAAGAGGCAAACAAAAUAGAUUCAAGUUGUUUCUCAGAUAGCACAAUGAUACAAUAUUGGGACUACAAAAUUUCAGAGUAAACCACAAUGAUUUAAAGGUAGGAUAUGCAAAAAUAAAGCAAUUUUAGCACAAAAAAAUAUUAAAUUCUUGACCUUGGGUCUGGGCACACCAAGUCUGACACUUGUUCUCCCCCAGAUGUUUUAGAGGCCCUUGGCUAGGACAGACAUGACAUCAGUACCCAGUACCUUGGCCACCCUCACAUGUGCUUCCAUGUGAACAAUAUGCCAUCUAUAUAGCAACACCGUGGGGAUGGGGAGGAAGGGUUUCAACUAUUUUCCUAUGGAUUAUGGUUAAACCUUAACUGUCUAAUGAGGGAUUGGGGGUGAGGGGUAAUACAGGAUGGCAGACAUUCCAAAUACUUUCAUCCUAGUGUUAACAGAACAGAACCUGGUCAUAGGCGAGAGUACUCCCAACACUCCAUGGUUAUCCUGGCCUGUGGUCUGAGUUCCUCCCGCUUAUGCUGGCUGCCUCCUCACUCCCAGCCUAUCAAGGAGGCUUUUGUCAAGGGUAUGUCAAAGGAUAAGAUGUUAAGGCCUAUGGCUUUCAUCCCCCACUGCCCUGUAUCUUCAGGACCCUCUGAACAUCACCAGCUUGGACUCUAACCCCAGACUUUUUUCUUGGUGAAUUUCUACAGAAUUGGGGAUGUGAGGAGGCUGUUCUGACAGCGUGCAUUACUGUUCAACCAUGGUAGUGCCCACUCUACUGCUGGGGGCAAAGAGAAAGUGCUAGGGAAAUAAAGUUACAUAGGGGAACCUGGAAUUCACUGGGUAAGCACCGAUCUCAGUAUAGGCACUGCAGUCUUUGCUCUGACAUCCACAAAAUGCACUGACACAGCAAAAAUGAAGUUCCAGCUCUGAGGAGGCCCUGAGGAAGGUUCCUGUGACGACCUCUUAUCCACUCACAAGGGAGUUAUGGAGAAGAGGUCAGAGGUAAAGCCCUAAGAACUUGGGCAGUGAGUAGUCAGGAGAGAAAGAAACUGCCUGGGUCUGGAACCGCAACCGAACCAGACAGCAGCCAGGUUUAGGGGAUCCCUCUGCCACUGAGGCUACUUAAGAGGAGGCCAGAGCCUGCAGAUAUUCUGAAUAACUUAAUCAGGCCUCUCAUGGAACAGCUGGAGCCCACUCCUAGCCCUCAGCUCCUAUUGUUUACCCCAACCCGGCAGUGCAAUAAAGGGCUAAAAGGGUGAGGGAAGGUGUCUUUCACUUACCUUUAGAUGAUAUAAGGAGGGCUAUCCUCACAUUUUUUUUUUUUUUUUUCACAUUUAUGGAGCUCUGGUAGCACAGUGGUUAAGCACUCUGGCUGCUGACUGAAAGGUCAGCGGUUCUAACCCACCAGUCUCUCCAUGGGCGAAAGAUGUGGCAGGCUGGUUCCGUAAAGAUUUAUAGCCUUGGAAACCCUAUGGGGCAGUUCUACUCUGUCCUAUAGGGUUGCUAUGUGUCGGAAUUGAGUUGAUGACAAUGGGUUUUGGUUAUCCUUACAUUUGGGAAGUUGGAUUUAGGUUUAACCAAGGCUGUUCAUGACAAUUCCAAUUUCAAAUUCCCAUGUGUACCCUUGUCUCAUUUCCAAAUCUUAACAACAACAACAAAAAAAACAAUCAUUUGUCAUAAGAGUUCAGAGUAUAUAAAAGAGUUGUUAUUCUAAGAAAACAGACUACUAACGGAGAAGGGUUUUAAUUAACAUUAAAAAAUAAGCCAGGCUAUAAUUUUUUUUUUAUACUUUUCAUAGCACAUGUAACAAGAUUUGCCUAAUACUUAAUGUUUCUUUGAAUAAAAAAUUACUUAGCUACAGUGUGUGUAUACAUUCAAAAUAUAAGAUAAAAAGCCCUAGUUGUCACUAAAUUUGUGGAACUCUGAUCAAAUUUCCCAAGUUAAUUGUGUUGGGGAGGGAAGGCUUUUU